AUGGAGCGAUGCGAUGGAGUUAUGUUUGCAGCACGCUACGACCCUGAAGAUGGGAAAAGGGAGAGUGUAAGUGAAGACACUGAAAGUGAAAGGGAGAGUGAAAGCGGAAGUGAAAGCGAAAGUGAAAGUGAAAAGGAAACGGAAAGUGAAAGUGAAAAGGAAACCGAAAGUGAAAGUGAAAGUGAGACUGGGAACACUGGAAAGACUGGAGAGACCAGGAAAUCAAUUGGACUUGAGUCUGUUUCUGAUUCCGAUUCCGAUUCUGGCUCUCAAUCUCGUUCCGACUCUGAUGUCGAAAUGAAAGAAGUUGAUGCUUCCAAUUCCAACAUAGUUUCCGACUCUUCCAAACACAAGUCAGUUCUAAAGAAGCUUCGAACUUCGCUUUCUGCCCAAAAAGCCGAAAACUCUACUUCCAAUUCAGAUUCUGACGAAUCUUCAGUUCCCACUCACGACCUCGCACCUCUUCCCCAACCUGCUCUUCCAAGAGAUCAAAGACUCACAGCCACCACAAAUCACAUUGGCAACUUGGACUGGCUCGCUACGCCUAUAUAUGCUUCCACAACUGAAACGGUUCCGUUUUCCAGCUUUGGGCUAUCUUCUUCAAUGGUGAAAAAUCUUCAGUCCAAUGGGUUUUCCAGUGCCUUUUCCGUCCAGGUUUCUGUCCUUAAAUUAUUACUUCCAGACAUGGAGUCCCAGGCGAUUCGACCGGAUAUCGGCGGAGACUUGCUAGUCAAUGCCGCAACCGGGUCCGGUAAAACCUUGGGCUACGCCAUACCUAUAAUCGAAAGUCUUAGAAACCGAAUUGUGCCCCGAGUUCGAGCCAUUGUCCUCGUUCCAACGAAACCGUUAAUCUCGCAGGUAAAAGCCACUUUUGCCAUGUUGAGCAAGAACACAAACCUCUCCGUGGUUAGCCUUCGUAGCGAUAUCUCCAUAAACGACGAAGCUCAACGACUUCAAGUCGUUCCUGAUAUAAUCGUUUCCACACCUGGUCGUUUGGUGGAACACUUGACCAAUGGCCAUAUCAACCUCAAGAGCUUGCGGUACCUUGUUAUAGACGAGGCAGAUCGUUUGUUGAACCAGUCGUUUCAAAACUGGUGUGAAACUUUGAUGUCGAGAAUCGAUUCCAACCCCAUUCUGGAACUCGACCAAACUUGGCGACCCUCUGUUCAAAAGCUUGUGUUUUCUGCUACCUUGACCACCGACGCUGGCCGUUUAUCCAUGCUCAAGCUCCAGCGGCCCAGGCUUAUCAUCGUCAACGACCGCCAUGAAUUGGUCAAUGAACUUUUCACGGUUCCUGCAACCCUCCAAGAAUACAAACUCUCCUUGGGUUCUGCGAGAUCGUCGGCAAAACCUCUUGUUCUUGCCAAGUUCUUGAUGAGCGAACAAAAACUUGUGAAUACAUUGGUGUUCGCCAAAUCCAAUGAGGCUUCGUUGAGAUUGUGCCGGUUGUUGCAGCUUCUUUUCAGAGUUUUUGGUCUUGAUGUGACAGUUUCCUACUUAAACUCCACCAACAACGCAGCUUCAACUCGUGCAAAGAUCUUGAAGGAUUUUGCAAAUCAAACGGUUCAUAUCUUGGUGGUGACAGACUUGAUCGCAAGAGGAAUUGAUAUUGCAACCAUUACAAAUGUGAUCAACUACGACUUGCCAAACUCCUCUCGAGACUACGUCCACCGUGUGGGACGUACCGCGCGUGCCAACCAGGACGGUGAAGCCUACACCAUGUGUUUUGGAAAGGGAGAAACCAAAUGGUUCACUCAGCUCGUUCGCGAAGUGUCGAGGCAGACCGAAGUCAAAGAUGUAGAAAAGGGAUUUAGAGAUUUGGUUUCCAGGGAAGAUGAAGCUAAAUACGAUACGUGCCUUGAGGAGUUGCAGAGGCAGGUUUUUGAGGGAGUGUAA
Meyerozyma guilliermondii ATCC 6260 is the source of this 1896-nucleotide messenger RNA. Its product is annotated as putative ATP-dependent RNA helicase. The record is from RefSeq and is a predicted model, not a curated record. NCBI's taxonomy places the organism in Eukaryota, Fungi, Ascomycota, Pichiomycetes, Serinales, Debaryomycetaceae. The transcript has a single exon. Gene Ontology annotation, cellular component: nucleus. Gene Ontology annotation, molecular function: ATP binding; nucleic acid binding. Bases 1 to 1896 code for a protein of 631 amino acids.